GGCCGCCUCGGGUUUCCGGAGGGGCGGGAGGGCGGACAAGGGCAUCACGUGCGCGCGGCCAGCGGGCCGGUUGGUCCCCGGGCGGGGGAGGGGCCGUGCGCUGCCUGGGUCCGGGCUGGGGUCGCGCAGGGGUUGGCACCUGGGACAUCCCUGCGGGAAGAGCCGGGAGCAGGAGCGCACCAGCGGCGGGCGGGCGGACAAGCCGCGCGGAGCCGGCCCGGGGCGCGCGCCGAGGGAGCCCCGCCGAUCCCGGGUUCCCGGUCCUGGGCGAACCGCCCGCGGGCUCUGCGGAGUGGGCGGCGCCCGGGCCUGCCAUGAGCUCUCCGCCGCCCGCCCGCAGCGGCUUUUACCGCCAGGAGGUGACCAAGACGGCCUGGGAGGUGCGCGUCGUGUACCGGGACCUGCAGCCCGUGGGCUCGGGCGCCUACGGCGCGGUGUGCUCCGCGGUGGACAGCCGCACCGGCGCCAAGGUGGCCAUCAAGAAGCUGUACCGGCCCUUCCAGUCCGAGCUGUUCGCCAAGCGCGCCUACCGCGAGCUGCGCCUGCUCAAGCACAUGCGCCACGAGAACGUGAUCGGGCUGCUGGACGUAUUCACUCCUGACGAGACCCUGGAUGACUUCACAGACUUUUACCUGGUGAUGCCAUUCAUGGGCACUGACCUGGGGAAGCUCAUGAAGCAUGAGAAGCUGGGAGAGGACCGGAUCCAGUUCCUCGUGUACCAGAUGCUGAAGGGGCUGAAGUAUAUCCACGCUGCUGGCAUCAUCCACAGAGUGAGUCCUGGAGGGGAAGCCACCCAUCAGCCCUCCUCCGGCACAAUUCCCUGCCUCCACGUCCCACCUGACCUGAAGCCCGGCAACCUGGCUGUGAACGAAGACUGUGAGCUGAAGAUCCUGGACUUUGGCCUGGCCAGGCAGGCCGAUAGUGAGAUGACUGGGUAUGUGGUGACUCGGUGGUACCGGGCACCCGAGGUCAUCUUGAAUUGGAUGCGCUACACGCAGACGGUGGACAUCUGGUCUGUGGGCUGCAUCAUGGCAGAGAUGAUCACAGGCAAGACACUGUUCAAGGGCACUGACCACCUGGACCAGCUGAAGGAGAUCAUGAAGGUGACAGGGACGCCUCCAGCUGAGUUUGUGCAGCGGCUGCAGAGUGAUGAGGCCAAGAACUACAUGAAGGGCCUCCCUGAGUUGGAGAAGAAGGAUUUUGCCUCCAUCCUGACCAAUGCAAGCCCUCUGGCUGUGAACCUCCUGGAGAAGAUGCUGGUGCUGGACGCGGAGCAGCGGGUGACGGCAGCUGAGGCGCUGGCUCACCCCUACUUUGAGUCCCUCCAUGACACGGAAGAUGAGCCCCAGGCCCAGAAGUAUGAUGACUCCUUUGACGAUGUGGACCGCACACUGGAUGAAUGGAAGCGUGUCACUUACAAAGAAGUGCUCAGCUUCAAGCCUCCCCGGCAGCUGGGGGCCAGGGUCUCCAAGGAGACGGCUCUGUGAAGACCUCUGGGCUCUGGUGGUGGCAGUGAGGACCACCUUCACCUUCCACCUGAGAGGGGACCCUUGCCACCUUGACCUUGGCUGGGGCUUGCAUCCCAAGGUAUCCGUCCGAGUGGACCCCAGGUUCCAUGGAUCUUCCUCCCCAAGCCCGUGCCUUUGCUGUUGGGCGCCCAUCCUGGAGAAGUGCCUGAACUUUCUGGACAGGACCUCUGCCUGACCUGGGAUGGCCUCUGAACCCUGGAGCAGUGGCCCCCUUGCCAGUUGCCCUCAGAAACCUUGGAGCUGGUGGGGCUUCAGGUCAGGCCCUGCUCUGGGCCAUGCAGAGGAAGGACAGAGGGUGGGCACAGGGCACCAACUCAGGGACAUCCCCUCUCCUGGGGGGCAUCAGUGGACCUUUCUGCACCCCCAGCCUGGAAUGUCAUUUAGCUGUGUGGCACCCACAUGGCUGGAAGGAAAUAGACCCUUUUGUAGCUCCCUGC
Messenger RNA from Sapajus apella (tufted capuchin), 1966 nucleotides. RefSeq names its product mitogen-activated protein kinase 12 (gene MAPK12). Gene Ontology annotation, molecular function: ATP binding; MAP kinase activity. NCBI's taxonomy places the organism in Eukaryota, Metazoa, Chordata, Mammalia, Primates, Cebidae. The transcript has 12 exons. Gene Ontology annotation, biological process: protein phosphorylation; MAPK cascade. The coding region runs from base 315 to 1487 and encodes 390 amino acids. Gene Ontology annotation, cellular component: nucleus; cytoplasm. The record is from RefSeq and is a predicted model, not a curated record.